This is a messenger RNA of Caenorhabditis remanei, 2142 nucleotides long. RefSeq lists its product as uncharacterized. The transcript has 9 exons. The record is from RefSeq and is a predicted model, not a curated record. NCBI's taxonomy places the organism in Eukaryota, Metazoa, Nematoda, Chromadorea, Rhabditida, Rhabditidae. Bases 1 to 2142 code for a protein of 713 amino acids.
AUGCCCACUCGGUUACUGUCUCACUCGUUGGCCAUUCUAUUUCUGGCCGGGUCUAUAUUCGCGCAACUAAACGAUGGCGACGCUUCCUUCGGAGAUGCCCCACACUCACACAGAAGACUAUACGGGAUCAGGAGGCUAAGGAUGCUCCGCCCCAUCCCACAAACCAUCGAACACUCGCCAACCCAUGAGUUUGUUGACCGAAGGCGUCAACCUACUCACUUCUCCGCCGAAGAUUCUGAACAGGAUCAGGUGUUUGUCCCGCGUGCGGUGGCACCUCCGAGAGCGUCUCGACCGGCGGUUACAUCGGCUGCCACUGAAUCUGCAGAGACUUCUGCUGAAAGUGUGCCGACUACGUAUAUUGUGCAGACACCGACCAAGUUUGGAAAGAGUUUAGAUGAUGCGAGAAGGAAGAGAAUUGAAGCAAGAUGGAAGAGAUUGGGAAUCAAUUUCAAGACGAUUAAUCAUCCGCUGCUCAAUGGUGAAGGAUCCGAUCUCCCACCACACUCCGCCCAUCACCAAUACAGAAUCCGUCAACUGAAUGCUCCAAAGAAAACCGAGAAGAUGGUAGAAGUCGAGCGACCAGCUAUUGAGCAACCGAUUCUUCAUGUAGUCAACCCAUUGGAUCAAGGAAUUGUACCGUCCGAGCCGCAACCGCAACCAAUUCCCGCUGAGCUGCCGAUAUCCGGAAACUAUCAUUCACGUACCAAACCUAUUCUGAAAGGUGUCAAGUUUGUGCAAGAAAAAUUGUCCGUUCGCCCUCGUUUGAGGAUUCGUCGUCCUGGAGAGAAAGCAGAGCUUCCAAUGCCAGAAGAUCCAAAUCUCACACCAUUCAUGAACAAUGCUAGAGCCAAAUUCGGUUACGGUACCACAACCCUCGCCCCUGCAACCACCACAAUCUAUAUUCCACCAACGACUGCCUCCAGAAGACCCACGACGACUACAACCACAACAGAGGCACCAGUAGAAGCAUCGUUUGGAAUCUCUGGUGGAGACUCUGGAAUCAUUGAAACAGGAGAUUCAGGUUUGACUGGAAAUGGAGAUUCUGGAAUCACUGGGGAUAGUGGAUUUGGCGGAGAUUCGGGAGCCGCUCUUGGACCACCAGGAGAGUCUGGAGCAGGAUUUGGAUUCGGACCUUCUGAGUUGCCACCAGAGUUCCAAAAUGUUGGGUUUGGAGUAGGAGGUGGGGAUAAUGGAUUCAACUUCAACGUGCCAGCGGAUAAGUUGGAGACAACGACUACACCAGCACCAGCUACGACGACAACGAAGAAACCGGCACCAAAGAAGCCUAAACAUGUUCAAAGAAAACAACCAAACCCCGCAGUCGACAAAGAUGAGUCAGUUGUGAUCCCACAAAACUCUGGACUCCGCCCAGUCUCCCCACCUAAAGAAUUCUCUGGAGCCGGAGGAUUCGGAAGCUUCGGAGGAGGAGGUGGUGGAGGACCAGGCGGUGGUUUUGGAGGAGGCGGCGGAGGAUUCGGAGGCGGUGGAGCUGGCUUCGGAAGUGGUUCUGGACUUGGUGGAGGCGCCGCACCUGCCCCACCAGCACCAUCCGGACCUGAUCCAGACUUUGGAGGAGACACUGGCGCGGGACCAAGCGAAAAUGAGUAUUUCACUGGAGACUCUGCAUUGACAAGAUCUAAGGGACCAACGGGAGAUGGUUACGGACCACCGGUGUUCCCAGGAGGCGCUGCUCCACCACCAGUCCCAUCGGUUGGUCUAGGAGGUGCCGCUGCAGGAAAAUCACCGUAUAGCGGGCAAGCCGUUGAUCAAGUUGAAAACUCAGUGACAACUGUGAAACCAUCGGCGCUUCUUAGCGUAUUGAGCAAGGCAGAUACAGGAUUCAACCAAGUUAUUGAUCAUUUCGAGAACGGAACACCACCAGAGGCUGCGUUCAUUGAUAUCCUUGAGGUUGCACUGGGAUCGCAGAAGUUGGAUUCACAAGCCAAGUUAUUGGGUCAUGUGGAUAGAACAAUUGGGUUGGAUAAUCUGCAGAGGCUGCAGAGAUGGGCUAACACUGCUGGAGCUAUGGAUGUUUUCAAGGAUCAGUUCCUGAAAUUCGCCAAGAACUUCCAACCACCACCAGAUCUCCUGCCGACAGUCCCACCACAACUCGAGUAUCUUUUCAAAACUUCAGGAAAGUAG